AUGGUAUUAGUAAUCAACCAAGCAGAAAACCCCACAGUACAACUGACAGCGGAAUUUGCAGCUCAGACGAGGAAACGAGAGGCAACGAGAGUAGCAGAAGGAAGAGAAGCCCGAUUUCUCCUAUGUCAAAUGUCAGUUUACAGAGAAUAAACUGGAUUAUAUGAAUUUUUCCAUCUGAAUUUGUUGGAAGAUUUUUUUGUUUAACGCACGGAUAUCGUAUUCAUUUUGAAUUGAUCAUCUGUACACACACACACACACACGCUCGACCGACUCACAGGCAGCGUGCGUGGGUAACAUCUACCAUACGAUGGAUGGUAUUCUGUGUCACCGUUGAUCGUUGUGAUUAACUCGAAUCACCGGAGUUGAGUCACUGGAUUGUUUCACGGGGACGUUAUUUCUCGAAACGUAACGUUAGUAGGCUAAUCAACUUGUCAUCGCACUGAACGGGCUUUCCUGUCGUCAUUGUGAAUACGUGAGACAUUGUGAGACGUUCGCCUAUUGUGGCAGAUUUCAUAUUGGAAUAUUUUUUGAACAAAAGUCUUAAGUCUUCACAGUUAAUGUGAAGGUGGAACACUUCAACCUCUAUAUAAUAAUCAGAUUAUGAAGAUUCUGUCUCCUUGCGUCAAUGACGGCUAAAAUGGAAACCCCUUUCUACGACGACGAGGCUCUAGGUGUCCCUCACAACUUCGGACAGCACCAUGCAGAUUACCAACGUUACCAGGGCCACAAGAUGAUGAGUAAGAAGGUGGCACAUAACUUCUCAGGCGGUUCCCACAGCAGCUCUGGCCUGAAACUGUUACAAAACCAGCCGGGGAGCAACUGCAAUAUCAAUCCUAAUAAUCUGGGAGGGAUUAACAGCAACACAAACAGCUCGUUAAUGCCCGGCGGCUUGUCAGAUAUGAAUCUUCUGAAGCUAGCCUCCCCUGACCUCGAGCACCUCAUCAUCCAGUCUAACCAGGGCUUGGUGACGACGUCUCCUGUCCCCAACCCUAACGGAGGUAACCCCUUCAUGUACCGGAACAACGCCACUAACGAACAGGAGGGUUUUGCCGAUGGGUUCGUCAAAGCCCUGGCUGAUCUCCAUAAACAGAACCAGCUGGUCGGAGCUCCCAUGUCCCCCUCCUCCUCUAUGCAAGGCUCCUACCAGAGAAACAUCAUGUCUGCAGGAGACCUGCCCAUCUAUACAAACCUCAGCAGCUACAACCCCAACCACCCCAACCAUGUAUCAUCAUCCUACCCAGGGGGCCAGAUGCCCGGCGGCUACCCAUGCCACGGCCCCCACGGACCCGGAGGCCAGGGGUCGCACCAUCCCCACAACAGAGGUUUGGACGCCCCUCAGACUGUCCCAGAGAUACGCCACCCUUCCGGGGACCCCACCUCCUCCCCUCCCUCCCUCUCUCCCAUCGACCUGGAGACCCAGGAGAGGAUCAAGGCCGAGAGGAAGAAACUACGUAACCGGAUCGCGGCGUCUAAGUGUCGUAAAAGGAAGCUGGAGCGAAUCUCCAGGCUAGAGGAAAAGGUGAAGGUUCUGAAGACCCAGAACUGUGACCUGACCUCCACCGCCUCGGUCCUGAGGGAACAGGUGGCCCAGCUCAAACAGAAAGUCAUGAAUCACGUCACCAACGGCUGCCAAAUAGCAGUCAGCUCAGCAGCCCUGCAGUCCAAGAGCACCGGGGAGAGGGAGAGCACCAGCUGCUGAUCAACGGACUGUACUGUACAGGGAUGAGGAGGGUGGUUUUCUGUUGCUCUGAGUCAGUCCUCUCUGACGGAAUUAGUACCUCUACAAGGUAAAUGAUGGGUGUUGUGAGGGUAAAUAAAGUACGCUAACUACAUGAGUGGUUGGGGAGAAGGGAGAAUCCCACCUCUCUAUGCUAACUACGUGAGAUGUUAGGGGGAAGGGAGAAUCCCACCUCUCUAUGCUAACUACGUGAGAUGUUGGGGACCAGGGAGAAUCCCACCUCU
Salvelinus fontinalis (brook trout) is the source of this 1962-nucleotide messenger RNA. RefSeq names its product JunE proto-oncogene, AP-1 transcription factor subunit (gene june). Gene Ontology annotation, molecular function: RNA polymerase II cis-regulatory region sequence-specific DNA binding; transcription factor binding; DNA-binding transcription factor activity, RNA polymerase II-specific. The coding region runs from base 626 to 1699 and encodes 357 amino acids. Gene Ontology annotation, cellular component: transcription regulator complex. Lineage: Eukaryota; Metazoa; Chordata; Actinopteri; Salmoniformes; Salmonidae. The transcript is spliced from 2 exons. Gene Ontology annotation, biological process: regulation of transcription by RNA polymerase II; regulation of cell cycle; regulation of cell population proliferation. The record is from RefSeq and is a predicted model, not a curated record.